CAAUGCCAGCCACAUCCUCCUCUUCUUGUCCGCUGCGAUGCGUCCUCGGACAAGGGCAGCUGACGUUGUCCUCUCAAAAUUGCUUGCGGAUCGACUGGCACUUGGACUUUUCGAGCCGAGGUUGCUGCAUGGCGCACUGACGACACUUGCCCGCUUGAGGCUGCUGCGGCCAAUACAAGCCCAAGCCAUGAUCUCGGUCAUGCCCAUCAGAUCUUAGCCCACAGACCAUCAAUGCUGGACAGCUGCGCAUGGACCGUUCACCACCGAGCUACUACCUGCUUCAGUAGACUGCCUACCUUCAUGUGACGGACGACGGAGGUACCAGUAACGUUGGGUGUAGAUGGCCUCGCGUCCUCCGGCGCCUGCCUGGCCAUGCUGCAAGGGCCUUCUGGAAGACGGUGCUCGCAUCUCGCCGCCCGAGAUGACACGAAAUCUUUUUGGAUGAAGAAAUGCGUUGAGAUUUCGAACAUUGUUUUUUACGCAGAAGGUGUUUUUUUCGCCGCCUGUUCAGAACACCACAAGCCGACGACAGGAGCCGCAAGCAUGUGCAUCAUCCUCGACGAGUGCGUGAUGCUGAUGGUCCUCGCGCUGCAGGCGCUGACGGUGCUGCCGUCCAUCGCAGUCUCACGCGAGACGGGCAUCGCGAUGCUGGCGCUCUACCUCACGAGCGCGUUCGUCUCGAUCGGGUUCGCCUUCCUCUACACGCUGCGCAACUGCUGCAGCUGCGUCAACCACCUCCAGCGCCAUGGCGCCAAACUCUUCUACCUCCUGCACCUUGGCCUCAUUGCGUUCUCGAUCGCGACCAUCUCGACCUUUAUGAAGCCGUACUUCGCCAAGACCGAGUUCCGCACGUACUGCGAGAGCCAUGGCCUCGACGACAACCUCUCGGGCACGAGCUGCGUCCUCCUCGAGGGCUACAUGGUCGUCGCUGUCAUGGCGCUCACGCUCGAGAUCGGCCUUUCGAUCUACAUGCUCACGCUCGGCCGGCGCAUCGCCAAGAAGCAAGCCAUCGAGUACGCUCGCCUCGUGCGCGAGAAGAGCAUGGAGGACGCUGAGCUUCCGAGCGUCACGCGCAAGCACUCGACCGUCAAGAAGGGCACGUCAGACGUCGCGUAAGGAGCCACUGUCAUAUUGCAACCGAUAAUCCAACAUUCAGUAUGUUGCCGCGCGUCGAGCAAACAGUAGAUGGCGUAGUCCGAGUAGUCUGUCGAAGGCUAAAGACACGAAGAAUGGAGCCCACCGACCUCAUAACGUCAACCAAGCACUGGGUUGAAGCCUCAGCAAGACUA
This is a messenger RNA of Saprolegnia diclina VS20, 1289 nucleotides long. RefSeq lists its product as hypothetical. The transcript has a single exon. Lineage: Eukaryota; Oomycota; Saprolegniomycetes; Saprolegniales; Saprolegniaceae. Bases 373 to 1116 code for a protein of 247 amino acids. The record is from RefSeq and is a predicted model, not a curated record.